AUGGCUUUCGGUCGUGCAGGUGGCCUCGGCCAAGAUGGUCAUCACUAUGAUCCGAACCAACUCCGACCAUAUCAGCACGGGCCGACCGAUCAAUCCUAUGUCACCGACCCAACACAUCCCGACUACGACCCCAUGGUCGAUCCUAACCUCCAACUCAAGACCGUCAGGACAGCUGCUGCAUCCAUCGCUGAAUCGCAUCGCUCAGAGCAACGCAGAGAUGACCGCAACAAAGCUAAACGCACCCACAGCCUCUCCCACAAGCUCUUCCGUGGUCGAACACUCCGCAAACAGCAACACAAGAACUCCACUCUGGCCCAGCUGGUCAACGAAGAAGCCAAGAAGCGACGCUCCGACGGGCCUGCCGGUUACCACUAUGAUCAGGACCAGGACGCUGCAUUUGCUACUGCUCAGCAAGGCUUGGUACCCACCACUGCCAUCGCUGAAGAGGAGGAGGACGAAAAGGAGCCGACACCACCGGCUCCCGAUUCGCAGCCUGCUGGUCCGACCAUGCGAAAGAUGAAGCCAAAGAAGCGCAGAAAUGUCUAUGUCAAUGUACCGCCACCCCACUCCGAGCUUGGCAAGAACGGCGAGCCAGCCGCUGUCUAUCCGCGAAACAAGGUUCGCACCUCCAAGUACACCAUCGCCACCUUCCUUCCUAGGUUCCUCUUCGAGCAGUUUCGUCGAGUGGCCAACAUCUACUUCCUCGGUCUCGUGGUUCUUCAAGUCUUCCCUACCUUUGGCGCCACCAUCCCACAGAUUGCCAUGCUGCCGCUUGUCGCCAUUCUCACCAUCACUGCCAUCAAGGACUCGAUAGAGGACCAUCGCCGACAUGCUCUCGACAACGAAGUCAACAACUCUGCAGUCACCCGUCUCGGAAGCUGGCGGAACCUCAACCAGGCCAAGGACCAGCGAUCAUGGUAUCAGAAGCUCUUUGGUCUCUCUGGAAGGGGGCAUGGCAAAGUCUCAAAAGGUGUGCGCAAGCUGCGAGAAAAGGAGGACGCGAUCGGCCUGCGCCAAGUCAACAGCAGCUCGCGGCGAGCCAACGAUGAGCAGCUUGACGCCCGACCCAACACCCGAAGUCUUCGCAGCGACAGCCUCGUCAGCUCUCACGCGCUGGGCACCAUCGUCAGCGAAGGUGAACGAGAAAAUGGCAGCUUUUACGGCUCGGGUUACAACCAAUCUGCAAGCUAUGCCGAUGCAAACGCCAGCAGCGUCUCGGUACAUCAGCCACUCCAGGCGACCCAUAAACAGUCGGCUCCCAGCGCAGCCACCAACAGCAGCAAUGUCGAGGGCGUCGUCGACUACCGAAGGCAUACACCUGGCUCGGCGCGAUGGGAGCGAACUCUCUGGAAGAAGCUCGAAGUGGGCGACAUUGUCAUGCUGCGCGAGGACGAGCAGGUCCCCGCCGACAUUGUCGUUCUCAACUCCUCCGAUCCGGACGGCAAUGCGUAUGUCGAGACCAAGAACCUCGACGGAGAGACGAAUCUCAAGGUACGCAAGUCGCUCAAGGCUACCAUGGGCAUCCAGUCCGAGGAAGACGUCGAGCACGCUCGCUUUGUCAUCGACAGCGAAGCACCGCACGCCAACCUGUACAGCUACAACGGUCUGCUCGAGUACACUGUCAACGAGCCUAGCAAGGAGGGAAACUUUGUCGACACGCUCGAGUCGUUGCCGCCUGACAGCAGCGCCUAUGCAGCCAUGGAAGCUCGCACGCGACGCGUCGAACCCAUCACCAUCAACGAGGUCCUGCUGCGAGGGUGUGCUCUGCGAAACACCGAGUGGAUCAUCGGCGUCGUCCUCUUCACGGGAGAAGACACCAAGAUCAUGCUCAACUCGGGCGAGACACCGUCCAAGCGCUCCAAGAUCGAGCAGGAGACCAACUUCAACGUCAUUGUCAACUUCCUCAUCCUCAUGAUCCUUUGCGCUCUUUGUGCCGUCAUCGGCGGUCUCCGUCUCAGCAACACUAACACCAGUCGUGCUUACUACGAGGUGGGUGCCGAGAUCAGCACCAGCAACGUCGUCAACGCGCUUGUCAUCUUUGGCUCUUGCUUGGUCGUCUUCCAGAACAUCGUGCCCAUCUCGCUCUACAUCUCGAUCGAGAUUGUCAAGACGAUUCAGGCCUUUUUCAUCUACCAGGACAUCGAGAUGUACUACGCACCGCUCGACUACCCAUGUGUCCCCAAGACGUGGAACAUCUCGGACGACCUUGGCCAGAUAGAGUACAUUUUCUCGGACAAGACUGGCACAUUGACGCAGAACGUCAUGGAGUUCAAGAAGUGCUCGAUCAACGGCGUCUCGUACGGCGAAGGAGUCACUGAGGCCAUGAUCGGCGCCAUGAAGCGUGAAGGCAAGGACGUCUCUGGAUUCAGCGCGGAGAGGCAAGAGGUCGAGCUGGCUGCGUCCAAGAAGCGCAUGGUCGAAAUCAUGAACCGGGCCUUCAAGAACAGGUAUUUGCGGCCCGACAUGAUGACGCUGAUCUCGCCGCCAAUGGCUGAGACCCUGGCCGCCGGCGCUUCGGAUCCACAGCGCAAAAAUAUCGUCACUUUCUUCCGAGCCCUCGCUCUUUGCCACACCGCGCUCGCAGAUCGACCGGAUGGGAACGAUCCGUUCACGGUCGAAUACAAAGCCGAGUCGCCGGACGAGGCCGCCCUCGUUGCAGCUGCUCGCGACGCUGGUGCCGUCUUCAUUGCGAAGAACAACAACACGGUCGACAUCGAGGUGCUUGGUCAGCCAGAGCAGUGCACGCCGCUCAAGGUGCUCGAAUUCAACAGCACUCGAAAGAGGAUGUCAGUCAUUGUGCGUGAAGCCGACGGACGCAUCCUCAUGAUCACCAAGGGUGCCGAUUCGGUCAUCUACCAGCGACUCCGUGCCGAUCAUCCCGAAGAGCUUAAGCAACAGACCUUCAACGAUCUCGAGGCAUUUGCCAACGCCGGGCUUCGAACGCUUUGCAUCGCCUACCGCUACCUGGAAGAGAAGGAGUACUUGGAGUGGGCACGUAUUCACGAUGAGGCCAGCGCCAGUCUCACUGACCGCGAUGACGCCAUUGACGAGGCUAACGAAAAGAUCGAGGUCAAUCUCACCUUGCUUGGUGCCACCGCACUCGAAGACAAGCUGCAGGUCGGUGUGCCCGAGGCGAUCGAGACUCUUCACAAAGCCGGCAUCAAGCUCUGGAUUCUCACGGGCGACAAGUUGCAGACCGCGAUCGAGAUUGGCUUCAGCUGCAACCUGCUGACUUCGGACAUGGAGAUCAUGAUCAUUUCAGCCGAUCACGAGACAGGCACGCGAGCUCAGCUGGAGGCAGCCUGCAACAAGAUCGCGGCAGCGGGCAGACUCGUCGUGGUCGAGGAGCCACCGAAGCGCAAGGGCGGCAAGGGGCGCUCGAACCGCCUCACUGUCGAGCGGACCGAGCAAGCUCCCAAGGAUGGCUUCGCCGUAGUCAUCGAUGGCGAGACGCUCCGUUAUGCGCUCGACUCAAACCUGCGUCCGCUCUUCCUCGCCCUGACUACGCAGUGUGAAGCGGUGGUCUGCUGUCGUGUCUCGCCAGCUCAGAAGGCACUCACGGUCAAGCUGGUCAAGGACGGAAAGAACGCUAUGACGCUCGCCAUCGGCGACGGUGCCAACGACGUUGCCAUGAUUCAAGAGGCGCAUUGCGGUGUCGGUAUCGCCGGUCUUGAGGGUGCCCAAGCAUCGAUGAGUGCUGACUACGCCAUCGGUCAGUUCCGAUUCUUGACUCGACUGCUGCUGGUCCAUGGUCAGUUGUGCUACCACCGUAUCUCGGACCUGCACAAGGUGUUCUUCUACAAGAAUAUCAUCUGGACCUCGAUCCUCUUCUUCUACCAGAUCCACUCGGACUUUUCGGGCUCCUACAUCUUCGACUAUACCUACAUCUUGCUGUACAACCUCGUGUUCAGCUCGCUCUGCGUCAUUGUCAUCGGCGCUCUCGACCAGGUGGUCAACAUCAAAGCGCUACUGGCGUUUCCGCAGACGUAUCAACGAGGCAUCAAGGGCGCCGAGUACACGAAGUUCCUGUUCUACAUGAGCAUGCUCGAUGCCGCCUUCCAAGGCGCGGUCUGCUACUUCAUUCCGUGGUGGUUCUUCACUUACGGUCCCAUGAUCGGGCCCCAUGGCCAAGAGAUGGACGGUCUCAGCAUGUUUGGUACUACCAUCGCUGCAGGUGCGGUGACAACAGCCAAUCUGUACGCUGGUAUCAUUGCCAAACACUGGACGGGCAUCUUUUGGGCGGUGGAGAUCAUCUCGCUGCUUAGCGUCUAUGUAUGGACCCUGGUCUAUUCGGCCUUCCCCGUCUUCACCUUCCAGGAUGUCGGCUUUUGGCUGGUGCAGACGGUCAACUUCUGGGUCAUCAUCCUGCUCAUCACGGUGGUCUCGUUGUUGCCACGCUUCUUCGCUCGCGCUUGGCGAUGUGCCUUCCGUCCCAACGAACACGACAUUGUACGCGAGGCCUGGACGCACGGCGAUCUCAAGGACCAGCUCGGAAUCGCUCACCAGAAUAAAAAGAGAGCAAGACGAGCCGCUGCCGCGGCGAAGCGCGAUAUCUAUAACGAGACUGCCCCGCACCCGGAUGAUUCGUAUGGAGGCGGUAAAGAUCGCGAUCUUGAAGGUCAGAACAAUCUCUUCCUCAGCGCCAAACGAUCAACGGAACGCCAGCGCCAUCAGCAACGCUUCAACCUGUCGGCUGUGGGCGAGGAAGACGACAGGUCGGACACCUCGGCCGAUCCGCUGCACAUGGGUGACUACCAAGACCAGUACGCCCGACACAAUGCUGGCGGCUAUGGUCAGAAGAAGUCGCCCCAGCCUUCCCCCUACAGUCCUAACCCGGCUUAUGACCGCACCAACGGCAUCGUCUCUGGUCUGUCGUUCUACGAUCCGGAAGCGAUCCCCAUGAGUGGUGGCGGGAUGAGCCCACAGGCCGUCCAAGACUACCGCCACGGCAAUGUGGAUCCUGACAAGACGCCACGACCCGAUUUGCCGGCGAUUCGUGUUGAGGACCCCAACCAGAACCGAGCCGGUCUGGGUGCAGGGCAUCCGAUGCUGAUGAAGCAGCCCUCGACGGACAGCUUCAAUCGCGCCUUUGACGAUGAGUUUGGCGCCGAGUACGACACCGGCGUCAACCCAUAUCCUGCUGCAGCAGGCAACGGGUACGCUCCUCCCGGCUCUCGAUCCGUAUCGAAUUCGAGCUACGGGUCCGGUGCAACGCACACGGGCGCGCGAUCCUACCAAGCAGCACCGACAGAUCCGCUGUCGGAUCACUCGACGUCGAAUCCCACGACCCCGACCAAGACCGCCGCCGCGCGCUACCACGACCGCUUCAAGACGCCCUCGCCCCCCUCGCGAUACGACUCGUCGGGCAUGACCCAAUCGACGUCCCAACAGAGUCUUUCACCGAGACCAGCGAGAGGCGGCCACGCACAGGACCUCUCCUCCGCCUCCCAAGGAUCUUGGCACACCGCUGACGCCCACGACCGCGCCCCCUCCGACGCGUCCAAGUUCAUGGCCCUUUAA
Molecule: messenger RNA, 5520 nt
Organism: Kalmanozyma brasiliensis GHG001
Lineage: Eukaryota; Fungi; Basidiomycota; Ustilaginomycetes; Ustilaginales
Product: P-type ATPase, A domain protein
Exons: 1
Coding region: 1-5520 (1839 amino acids)
Biological process (GO): phospholipid translocation
Cellular component (GO): plasma membrane
Molecular function (GO): magnesium ion binding; ATPase-coupled intramembrane lipid carrier activity; ATP binding
Source: RefSeq, a predicted model, not a curated record